Messenger RNA from Telopea speciosissima, 1086 nucleotides. RefSeq names its product methyltransferase-like protein 7B. The record is from RefSeq and is a predicted model, not a curated record. Gene Ontology annotation, molecular function: S-adenosylmethionine-dependent methyltransferase activity. The transcript has 6 exons. Bases 3 to 1031 code for a protein of 342 amino acids. NCBI's taxonomy places the organism in Eukaryota, Viridiplantae, Streptophyta, Magnoliopsida, Proteales, Proteaceae.
CGAUGUACACACAGUCACAACACCUGCUCCCGCUAUCUGAACGGAGCCAUUGUUGUUACUCCCGCCGAAUAAUCUUAUCUGCUUCGGAGCCGAAACCUUCACAGAUCAAAGCCCUCUCUUUAUUCAAAACCAAUGCAACAUCAACCACGAAUGCCGGAAUUCCAAGUGAAUCGUCCCUUAAACGCGAUUACUCGGGAUCACCAUUACCGAAGAGCAGCAGCGAUGAUGUAUGUGUUGAAUUGGGUUCGCUCUGCUCCAGGGGGUUGUGUUUAUGUGGGAGAAGACGUUUCAUCGGAGCUUCGGGAGCAGCUUUGCUUCCGAUCUUUCCUUCAAAUGCAUCCGAGAUGAAGGCCGACCAAGCGGCUAUGCUGGAGAGAAUUCAUCCCCCAAGACCAGAUUGGUAUGAGGAGUUCUAUGCUCUGGUUUUGGCGAAGGGCAUGAAAGCUUACGAGGCAGACGUUGCAGGAUAUAAAUCAGAACUGUUUUCUAAGUUGAGAGGGAAGAGUAAGAAAGUGCUGGAGCUUGGCAUUGGGACUGGUCCCAAUCUCAAAUAUUAUGCCAGUGAUGGUGAUGUCCAUGUUUAUGGUGUGGAUCCAAACAAAAAGAUGGAAAAAUAUGCUCGAGAGGCAGCAGUAGCUGCAGGUCUACCGACAUCAAAUUUUAAUUUUAUACAAACGGUUGGUGAGGCAUUGCCACUAAGUGAUGCAUCCAUGGAUGUAGUCAUUGGAACUCUUGUAUUAUGCUCUGUUGUAGAUGUUAAUUUGACACUAGAAGAGGUGAAGAGGGUGCUGAAACCAGGUGGCCUUUACAUUUUCAUGGAGCAUGUGGCUGCACAAGAUGGAACAGCUCUCAAAUUCCUCCAGGGCAUUCUUGAUCCUUUGCAACAGAUAGUUUCUGAUGGAUGUCACCUCUCAAGGGAAACGGGAAAGAAUAUUGCUGAAGCUGGGUUUUCAGGUGUUGAUAUUAACAUGGCUUUCAUCUCUAGUGUGUUCCUUCUAAGCCCCCACAUAUAUGGGAUUGCAUGUAAAUAAUACACAAAUACUGCAACAAAUGUUGAUCUAUUAUUCUGUUAUGCAUUCCACUGAA